AUGAAACUUGUAACAUGCCCUGCCCUGGAGUGUCUCGUGUGGUUUGUCAGCGAAGAGAAGAAUGGAAGACGUCUAGCCCAGCUCUGUGACACCAAGUUGCCUUCGCCCAUACUUCUGUCCUGCGGUGCCACUGGGGGUGUCUCAGCUCCCCGCCGCACCUCACAACUACCCGAGGGGCGGGUGCGCAAACAACCCCGCGCGCGUAUAAAUGAAGCGUCUUGCGCUCAAGAGGAACUACAGAAGAGCUCCGCUCACCUCGGGAAUACAUCCUCCGUCCUCCAAGGAAUACCAGACCUGACGAUGCUGCACAUUGCCGUGUUCUCUACCGCUUGCCUCAUUCUCGUGGGCUGCAUCAAAGCGUGGCUGAUCCACCAGAUUGGAAUGGAAGAGUUUGUGUCCAUCUCCCAAGAAAACUCAACUGUUGUGGUGCCACCAAAAGUUGCAACUGAAGGUUCACCACAGAACCAAAUGCUAAAAGGUCUGGAGGGCGAGAACUGCCUGAGAUCAUCGGACUGUGCUGAGGGACUCUGCUGCGCCCGUCACUUUUGGUCCAAAAUCUGCAAGCCUGUCCUAAAAGAAGGCCAGGUCUGCACAAAGCACAAGAGGAAAGGCACCCAUGGCUUGGAGAUAUUCCAGCGUUGCGAUUGUGCAGAAGGUCUGGCCUGCAGAACGCAAAGAGACGGCAGCAAGUCAUCACGGAGUCUGCACACUUGCCAGAGACACUGAAUGAAUGUUCGAGGAAUUUUCUUUCAGAAAGCUCCCAGAGAAGCGA
Messenger RNA from Sinocyclocheilus grahami, 772 nucleotides. RefSeq lists its product as uncharacterized. The transcript is spliced from 4 exons. The record is from RefSeq and is a predicted model, not a curated record. Lineage: Eukaryota; Metazoa; Chordata; Actinopteri; Cypriniformes; Cyprinidae. Gene Ontology annotation, molecular function: co-receptor binding; receptor antagonist activity. The coding region runs from base 1 to 726 and encodes 241 amino acids. Gene Ontology annotation, biological process: negative regulation of canonical Wnt signaling pathway.